AAGCCGCCAUUGUUCCGCCGGGGGAAGACAGCGGGGCCUGGCACUGGCGCCGAGACGCCGCUUAGCGGCCGCCACUGGAGACACUUCCUCCCGCCGCCCCCCCCUUCCUCCUGGCGGCGGCCGAGUGAGCCUGACAAGGGGGAACUGCGAGCCCCCUCUCCUCCUGGCUGCGGCAGCGGCCGAUCCCCGGCUCCGGCGCGAGGGGCGGCCGCGAUGCGCUCGGCCUGAGGCAGUCGGCCCGGCCCCUCCUUGCUUCCUUUGACUCUUCCACGGCGUCUCUGCGCCCCAGCGUCAUCCUGCGCUCCCUCUGACGGGAGGGAAGAUGGCUGCACGGAGCUGGCCGGACGAGCUGGCCCAGCAGGCCGAGGAGGGCUCGGCCAGGCUGCGGGAAAUGCUUUCGGUUGGCCUAGGCUUUCUGCGCACCGAGCUGGGCCUCGACCUGGGGCUGGAACCAAAACGGUACCCAGGCUGGGUGAUCCUGGUAGGCACGGGCGCGCUCGGGCUGCUGCUGCUCUUCCUGCUGGGAUACGGCUGGGCCGCGGCUUGCGCCGGCGCCCGCAAGAAGCGGAGGAGCCCGCCCCGCAAGCGGGAGGAGGCGGCGGCCGCGCCGGCCCCGGCCGCUGAUGACCUGGUCCUGCUGAAGACUAUCAGGAGCGAGGAGCAGAAAAAGAAGAACCGCAAGAAAUUGACCGAGAAGCCCAAACCAAAUGGGCGGACUGUUGAAGUGGCUGAAGAGGAAGUUGUCCGAACUCCUCGAAGUGUAACAGCAAAGCAGCCAUUAGAGACAGAUAAGAAAAAUGAAAAGUCAAAGAAAAAUAAGAAGAAAUCAAAGUCAGAUGCUAAAGCAGUGCAAAACAGUUCACGCCAUGAUGGAAAGGAAGUUGAUGAAGGAGCCUGGGAAACUAAAAUUAGUCACAGAGAGAAACGACAGCAACGUAAGCGUGAUAAGGUGCAGACUGAUUCAUUGGAUUCAGCUAUCCCUGGGAUAGAAAAUACCAUCACAGUUACCACUGAGCAACUUACAACUGCAUCAUUUCCUGUUGGUUCCAAGAAGAAUAAAGGUGAUUCUCAUCUAAAUGUUCAAGUUAGCAACCUUAAGUCUGGAAAAGGAGAUUCUACACUUCAGGUUUCUUCAGGACUGAAUGAAAACCUCACUGUAAAUGGAGGAGGCUGGAAUGAAAAGUCUAUAAAAGUCUCCUCGCAGAUCAGUGCAGGUGAGGAGAAGUGGAACUCUGUUCCACCUGCUUCUGCAGGCAAGAGGAAAACUGAGCCAUCUGCUUGGGGUCAAGACACUGGAGAUGCUAAUGCGAAUGGAAAAGACUGGGGAAGGAGUUGGAGCGACCGUUCAAUAUUUUCUGGCAUUGGGUCUACUGCUGAGCCAGUUUCUCAGUCUACCACUUCUGAUUAUCAGUGGGAUGUUAACCGUAAUCAACCCUAUAUCGAUGAUGAAUGGUCUGGGUUAAAUGGUCUGUCUUCUGCUGAUCCCAGCUCUGAUUGGAACGCUCCAGCAGAAGAGUGGGGGAACUGGGUAGAUGAAGAAAGAGCUUCACUUCUCAAGUCCCAGGAACCAAUUCCUGAUGAUCAAAAAGUUUCAGAUGAUGAUAAAGAAAAGGGAGAAGGAGCUCUUCCAACUGGGAAAUCUAAAAAGAAAAAGAAGAAAAAGAAGAAGCAGGGUGAAGAUAACUCUCCUGCACAGGACCCAGAAGAAUUAGAAAAAGAGAUUAGAGAAGAGCUUCCAGUGAAUACCUCUAAAGUCCGCCCAAAACAAGAAAAAGCUUUUUCUUUGAAAACCAUAAGCACUAGUGAUCCAGCUGAAGCACUCGUCAAAAAUAGCCAGCCUAUCAAAUCUCUUCCACCUGCUGUUCCUACCGAGCCAUCUGUUAUUUUAUCAAAAAGUGAUUCUGACAAGAGCUCUUCCCAAGUGCCACCAAUGCUACAAGAGUCAGAUAAAUCCAAGUCAAAUACUAAGCAAAAUAGUGUGCCUCCUUCACAGACCAAGUCUGAAACUAGCUGGGAAUCUCCCAAACAAAUAAAAAAGAAGAAAAAAGCCAGACGGGAAACGUGAAUUUUCUUUUCCUGAAUUGGACAAGUGUUUGCAAACACUGUCUUGAAGAUUAUGCUGUUUAUGCAAUAAUUUGUGAACAUGUACAGAGUUUUAUAUAAAUUUAAACCAAUUUUUAAAACAAAACUGUGAACACAACCACCAUAAAAAAUGGAAUCAAAGGAAAGUUAAUUUAUGAAAUUAAGAGUUCAGCAGAAUAUACUACAGUGCUGGAAGACACUUGGGAAAAGUCUUUUCAAUUUAACGAAAAUGAUCUUAAUUUAAGAAUAUUAUCCUGGUUUUACAACAGUGCCCUGUUUACAACAGAUUGUGCCCUAUCUCAUCUGCAGCUGAGGAAUAAAGGAUUCUGAUUGAGAGAGAAUGUUGCCUACUAAUUAGUAGGCAGCUUCUUGGAUCUUAUGCACAGAACUUACACCAUUUGAAUCUGUUUUAUGCUUAAGUCAAAGUGCUUUGAUCAAAUGCAUAAUAGGCCAUAUCUUUACAUAUUUGUUGGUAGCAAUUUGUAUUAAAGGAAUCACAAGUGCAAAUAAAAAGUCAUUUAUCAUUUGUUUAACUGAACUGUCAUGGUUUAGUUUACAAUUUUUAAAAAGUUCUUUAUUAAAACAUUGAAAAUGUAGUUGACACUUACGGCUUUUGAAGUUAUUUUUGAUAGUCUUACAUUACUUGAAUUGUUCAAAGUACAGUAUAUUUUAAAUUAAGAAAGGUAAGCUAUAUGUAUUUUAUGCUUUUAAAGAUCAGACUCACAAACGUUGUUAUUGUUUAUGAUUUGAAAACUUUCAGGCAAAACGCAACUUACAUUUUUUCUUCCCCUAGCGAUUACUUUUUUCCAGCGUCAGCUCUUCUUCAUUACUAAUACUUUCUUUGACGUUAAAAAUGAAAUCUUUCACAAACUAGUUAUACAGACAGAAGUUUGAGUAUAUGAUGGAGAAUAAAAAACUAGUCAGACAGCUUUAAUUGACAUUGUCAAGACCUCCAGUUAUCAGGAAUACAUUUUUUUACUGCCUUAACCUGUAGUGCGUAGAAUAUGCAUCAAUUUCUUGAAGGGGAUUCGUGUUUUUAUAAGAAUUUUCAUGUAAUUAUUGCAAUCAUGGUCAAAUAAGGAACGUUUCCUGCUUGAAACUGUAUUGAUUUAAAUGUGUGAGAUGUUUCACCAUUUUCAGGCACUGUGUAACUAUUGUAAUAAACUGGCAGGUAUCUUUGUAACUAUAAAUAGUGCAUGCUCAGCCAUGUACACUGUAAAUAGCCUUUACCAAACGUGUUUGACAAGGACCAUAACUAUCAUCAUUUAGUGAAUUGUGAUGAAGAAAAAAAGCCAUGAUUUAUUUGAUGUGAUUGGCUUAAUUGUUUUUAUGUGGCGCCAAGAAUGAACCUGUUUAGCUGUCACCAAUGGUACUGAUCUAUCCAUCCAACAUUGUCUUUAUUAUAUUUGAUUGUGGUUUGAUAGUAUUGCAUUGUCAUACUAGGAAAGCUAAAGGAACAAAAUGGUUUUAGUUUUGCUGAAGACUGGCCUUAUUAAUGGACAGCUUUCCUAACGAGCGAUUAACUCUUUAUCAGGUGGUAACAUGUUUCAGGAACAUAGCAGUAUGUUUACAUGUUAGAAGUUUUGUUUAAUUCUAUAAUAUUUCUAAAUUGAUUUGUUUAAAUAAAUUCAGCAAA
This is a messenger RNA of Rhinolophus ferrumequinum (greater horseshoe bat), 3718 nucleotides long. RefSeq names its product metadherin (gene MTDH). The coding region runs from base 323 to 2065 and encodes 580 amino acids. Gene Ontology annotation, molecular function: transcription coregulator activity; NF-kappaB binding. The record is from RefSeq and is a predicted model, not a curated record. The transcript is spliced from 12 exons. Gene Ontology annotation, cellular component: nucleus. Lineage: Eukaryota; Metazoa; Chordata; Mammalia; Chiroptera; Rhinolophidae. Gene Ontology annotation, biological process: negative regulation of apoptotic process; positive regulation of canonical NF-kappaB signal transduction; regulation of transcription by RNA polymerase II.